Messenger RNA from Callorhinus ursinus (northern fur seal), 1871 nucleotides. The record is from RefSeq and is a predicted model, not a curated record. NCBI's taxonomy places the organism in Eukaryota, Metazoa, Chordata, Mammalia, Carnivora, Otariidae.
UAACUCAGAUCACAAAUUGUAAUUUUUUUCUAUUAUACACACAUAUUUGACUUAUAUGUCUCCAAUUUAGCAUGACUUUAGUAGCUGUACCCCUAAAGUAAAAAUAUAGAAUCAUUGUUAAACCUACAGGUUUCAACCUGGAAAAAAAAGUUAAGACUUAUGUUUAUGUCCAUCACUGAUAGUAAGGUUUACAUGUAAACUUACGUUUACAUGGAGUUCUUAAUCCAUAAACAUAUCUUCCAUACCCCUCUUCCCAUUUUCUCUUCAUCGGGCAUACUACAAUAAGAAACCUGGCAAGGCAGGAUUGUUUACAACCAGAGUCAAAAGGAUAUCCUCCAAGAAUGGUUUAAACAAAACCCUUACCCUGAUAGAGCUACCAGGAAACAAUGGGCCAAAGAAAUUGGCAUUCCGGAGUCCAAAAUCCAGAUUUGGUUUAAAAACCACAGAUCGAAACAGAGACAAUUGGAAUUUGGAUGCUCCUUAGGAAGAGACGAAACCCAAGGACAACACCAUCACCAGCCUUGCACUCAAAGAACACUUCCAAAAGCAGCCGGACAAGACUGGACAGCCAUCACAAGAUCUCAAUCACACUUCCUACUUCAAGCCUUUCAGAGGAGCCGAUUCCUUGAUAUUACAACCAGGAAAAAACUGGCUAAAAAAACAGGCAUUCAGGAACCAAGAAUUCAAAUGUGGUUUCAGAACCAAAGAUCCCUAUACCCAGAGCAGAGCAGAGCAGAGUCCAUGAAUUCCUUGGCAGAUGGCCCAAAUGGAAGACCAGGUCUGACAGCUCAGCAGCACCAAAUUAAUCUGUCCACUCCCCUGGGCAGGUCUCAUCAUUUUGCUUCCUCCGAUUCUUUCAGCAGGAACCAAACGUUUCUCCCUGCUCCUCUCCCCGCCCAUGCGUCCUCUGUCCCUUGUGUGAGCCAAGGACCAAGUGUCACGAUGGUGCAGCCCACGCAGGCUAUGCAGAGAGGAGAGAAUUCUCUCUCUCCCCAGACCCUUAGGAAUCACCUGCCAAUACCCUCGACUUCAGGAGGGGACCUCUCGGAUACUCAGACUCCCUUGUGGCUCCCAAACCAAGAAAAAUGCCAGAAUCACAAAGAACAGACUGGCACAGCAGUACUGCCGUUGAAGGGCUAUUGUCAGCCUCAUCCUGAGCACCAAGAACACCAGCUGCAGGGUCUGGAGCAGGUGGACAUACCUUACAUUCUGCAACGAUGGGACGAGGUCUGCCAGGCUCUGACUGCAACAUGAGAUCCUCGAGAAGGGACACACUGAGACACACAUGGCUGCAGCACACCAUCAACUGGAGAACCAUCCCAUUCCCUCAGCCAACUGCAUAAGCAGUGUGUAGAAACCUCAGGCCUUAUGUCAGCUCCUGUUAUCCACAGACAUUCAGGAAAAGGUACCUUUCCUGAGUCCCUAAUCCACAGAAAGAGAACUCUCCAGGACCCCAACUGUGCUUCAGUGAAAAUGAUUUUCAGGCUGUGUUCCAUAUGCUACAAAGCUCACCAGGGCCUGUGUUUCAGAAGGAAGAAGUCAUUCUCAGAACCUGGUCCAGGCCUCUCUUUUGAUGCAGAAUCAGUGCAACUUAAAGGACAGUGAACAAUGAAGUCGUCCUAUCUGGGACAAGAUUAAUGCAAGAGGAAGGAGAAAACAAUUGGAAUCCCAAAUGGAGGUUUUAACUUUUUGUGGGCAGUGGUUAUCUUCUGUACUCCCUUCACUGAGAAAGCUGCAUACAGCCUCUGGAAGCACCGUAGGCAUUAGCGAGCACACAGGUCUGCGGAAUCCUUCUGAACGAAGACACGUACUUUUCUGACAAACAUGACCUCCUCUCUGUAAUUACCAUGUGCACCAAUCUGGAACAUUCA